Molecule: messenger RNA, 375 nt
Organism: Staurois parvus
Lineage: Eukaryota; Metazoa; Chordata; Amphibia; Anura; Ranidae
Source: the annotation of a GenBank genome assembly
AUGGGGCCCCCGGGCAAUAGGGGAUCAUGGGGUCCCUGUGUCCUUGCCCACACUCAAAAAAGCCUAUAAAAAAGGUACCAGGGGCAUUUCAUGGGGCCCCUUACUGACCCCCGGGCCCUCGGGCAGUGCCCGAGUGCUCGAAUGGUUAGUCCGCCCUUGGUGCAAAUGUCCUUCCGCAAACGUGAUGACGUAUUUCAGGGGCGGACUGACAACUCAUGGGGCCCCUGGGCAAUAGGGGAUCAUGGGGCCCCUGUGUCCUUGCCCAAACUCAAAAAAGCCUAUGAAAAAGGUACCAGGGGCAUCUCAUGGGGCCCCCUACUGACCCCGGGCCCUCGGGCACUGCCCGAGUUUCCAAAUGGUCAGUCCGCCCCUGGC